Prorocentrum cordatum is the source of this 822-nucleotide messenger RNA. NCBI's taxonomy places the organism in Eukaryota, Dinophyceae, Prorocentrales, Prorocentraceae. The record is from the annotation of a GenBank genome assembly.
AUGAUGGCGCUCUUCACUCAGCCGCAGGCGCAGACCGUGCAGAACAUCGCCAUGAACAGAUGUGUGCAGGCUUGGCGCCAAUGGCUGAAGGUCGACACGCUUACGUUCGGCGCCUCGCCAAUCGGAGGCAAGCAUCAGGCUGCGACGACGCAUGGCGCCCGCACCGCGAGCUGCGCAGGUACAUGCAGAACGGCUGGGAGAUCUUCUGGGAGCACGGCGUCGCCCCCGAAGCCUUACAGCAGCACGUCGUCGCUCCGCAUGCGGGGCGUCACGGCGGCCAGGACGGCCCUGGAGAGCAGGACCGACCCGCAUUUCUACGAGGCCGAGCUGCAGGUGGAGGCCCUCACGCAGCGGCUUCGGCAGCAUGCGGAGACGUGGUGCCGAGGCCUGCAGGACGAGAGUGCCAGCGUCGCUCAUGGGAUUGACAUCUGCACCGGCUACGUCACGGCUGCGCUCAACGGCGCGCAGUUCGACCGGCUCUUCGACCAGCGAGCGGACGUCGCGCAGGAGACACGGCGGCUCGCGCAGGAGAUCUGCGAGAUAGCCUGGGCUCGCUCACCGCCUGCGAGACUGGCGCGGCUGCGCAUGGUCAUGGGGCCCAACGGCAGGGAGCACGCCGACGAGCUCUUCCAGCAGCUCACCGAGUUCUGCGCCUCCCGCAUCUUCCUCAUCGGCCCCGCAAGAUACGCCAUCCCGGCGCACCUGCGGCCUAGCCGUGGACGCGUGACGCUCGCGAGUCGCGCCAUCGGGGAUUUGCAGCGCGACGGGUCCAGCUCACCCACGAGUGCCCCGAACACGCCUGGAGAAGGGUCCAGCGGGCAA